Messenger RNA from Entrophospora sp. SA101, 249 nucleotides. Lineage: Eukaryota; Fungi; Glomeromycota; Glomeromycetes; Entrophosporales; Entrophosporaceae. The record is from the annotation of a GenBank genome assembly.
AUGAAAAGAAAAGGAGAAAUCAUUGUGAAAGGGAAUUCUGGUGCUAAUGAAAACUUCUCACCACAUACAACAAUGAAAAAAGAAAAUGUAACAAGAGAUCAUGAAUCCACAAGUCAUGUGGAUGAACAAUUAAUAGAACAAGAUGAUAUUAAUGAUGUUGUAAAACAAGCAAUAAACAACAACAAUCUUGGCUCUACUAUUUUCAUUAACGCAAAUCAACAAUACCUUACUUGGGCUACCCUGCAUUAA